AUGGAAUUAUUUGAUAUUCUUAGUGAGUUCUUGGAUGACAAACCUUAUAUGACUCUGUUACUGACAGUUGAUGGUAAAGCACUUGUCAGUUAUUUAGCAGAUAUAUUUGAAAAACUCAAUGUCUUAAAUAAGGAGCUCCAAGGAACAAAUAUGACUCUUGUUAAUUCAAAGGCCAAGAUAUUUGGCUUUAUAUCAUUUCUGGAAUUAUCCCAAGAAAAUAUUUCUGUCAAAAAAUUUGAACAAUUUUAUUGGCUGAAUAAAUGUGAGGUAACAGAUGCUACUUGUCUUGUUAUUGUGGAGCACUUAAAAAUAAUGGUAAGCGAUUUCAACUUCAGAUUUUCUGAUUUGAAAGAAAUUAAUUAUCCAUCUUGGAUGACUCAGCCAUUGCUAGUGGAUCUGUCAGAUGUAACCAUGGAGUAUCAAGGAGAACUUUCAGAAUUACAAAAUGAUGACUCGAUUAAAGCCCUGUUCAAAAUAAAAGGAACAAUGAUGUGGCUCUGUGAAGAAACACAAGCUAAAUAUCCAAAUACAAGUAGUUUGGCAAGAAAACUACUGUUACCAUUCCCAUCGUCAUACUUAGUGGAAUGUGGAUUUAGUGCUGUGAAUGACUUAUUACUGAAGAAAAGAAACCGACUGGAUAUCACUAAACGAGGCGACUUGAGAUUGAAAUUAACAAAAUUUCUGCCUCGGAUAAAAUCUCUUUGCAGUAGACAUCAGGCUCAAGGGUCUCAUUAA
Messenger RNA from Homarus americanus (American lobster), 735 nucleotides. Its product is annotated as protein ZBED8-like. Lineage: Eukaryota; Metazoa; Arthropoda; Malacostraca; Decapoda; Nephropidae. Bases 1 to 735 code for a protein of 244 amino acids. The transcript has a single exon. The record is from RefSeq and is a predicted model, not a curated record.